UUCCGGACUGGCCCGAGGAGGAGCGCGAGGAGGGGCGCGCACGGGAGGAGGAGGAGCGAGUGCCCCGCCGGCCGAGGUACAUUGAGCUGGACGUGUGUCCGCGAUGCUGCCCCACCCAGUGAUGUCCUUCCGGCGCCUGCUCUGUGCCAUGGCCUCCCACCGGCCCGCCCCCUUGAGAUGCGGAGGAAGCAGCCCCCUGCACACGGCCCCAGCCACCUGUUCUGACAGGAGUGCCCCUGUGUUCACCCGCGCCCUGGCCUUUGCAGACAGGAUUGCUCUCGUUGACCAGCAUGGCCACCACACGUACAAGGAUCUUUACUACCACAGCCUCCGCCUGUCCCAGGAGGUGUGCCAUCUCCUCGAGUGCGCUGGCAGGGACCUCCAGGAGGAGAGGGUCUCCUUCAUGUGCUCCAACGACGUCUCCUACGUGGUCGCACAGUGGGCCUCGUGGAUGAGCGGGGGCAUUGCUGUCCCCCUAUACAGGAAGCACCCCCAAGCUGAGCUGGAGUAUUUCAUCCGGGACUCCCGGAGCUCUGUGGUCCUUGCCGGCCAGGAGUACGUGGAGCUCCUGCGCCCACUGGUCAGGAAGCUGGGGGUCCCGUUGCUGCCUCUCCCGCCCACGGUCUACGGUGCGGCGACCGAGGAGCCUGGGGAGUGGGAGGUGUGGGAGCGGAACUGGAGAGACCGAGGCGCCAUGAUCAUCUACACCAGCGGGACCACAGGGAGGCCCAAGGGUGUCCUGAGCACUCACCACAACAUCAGGGCCAUGGUGACGGGGCUGGUCCACAAGUGGGCAUGGAGUAAAGACGAUGUGAUCCUCCACAUCCUCCCGCUUCACCACGUGCACGGCGUCGUCAACAAGCUGCUCUGUCCCCUCUGGGUGGGGGCCACCUGUGUGAUGCUCCCCGAGUUCAGCGCACAGCUGGUUUGGGAAAAGCUCUUAGGUUGUGAAACUCCACGGGUUAAUGUAUUUAUGGCAGUGCCUACAAUCUACGCCAAGCUGAUGGAUUAUUAUGACAGACAUUUCACCCAGCCUCAUGUCCAGGAUUUUGUCCGUGCAGUUUGUGAAGAGAAAAUUAGGUUGAUGGUUUCGGGAUCGGCUGCCCUGCCCCUGCCUGUGCUGGAGAAGUGGCAGGACAUCACAGGCCACACUCUGCUGGAGCGGUACGGGAUGACGGAGAUCGGCAUGGCCCUGUCCAACCCCCUGACCGCCACUCGCGUGCCAGGUUCUGUGGGGACCCCGCUGCCAGGCGUCGAGGUACGCAUUGUCUCAGAAAAUCCGAAGAAGGAGGGCUGCCCCUAUGUGCUCCACGCGGAAGGAAAUGAAAAGGAGACGCAGGUGAUCCCAGGGUUCAAGGAGAAGGAAGGGGAGCUCUUGGUCAGGGGGCCAUCUGUGUUCCGCGAAUACUGGGACAAACCAGAAGAAACGAAGCAUGCCUUCACCUGGGAUGGCUGGUUCAAGACAGGCGACACGGCUGUGUUUAAGGACGGCAGCUACUGGAUCCGGGGCCGCACGUCUGUGGACAUCAUCAAGAGUGGUGGCUACAAGGUCAGCGCCCUGGAGGUAGAGCGGAUGCUCCUGGCACACCCCAGCAUCACAGAUGUGGCUGUGAUUGGAGUUCCAGACAUGACGUGGGGCCAGCGGCUCACUGCAGUGGUGACCCUUCAAGAGGGACACUCGCUGUCCCAAAGGGAGCUCAAAGAGUGGGCCAGGGGCGUCCUGGCCCCGUAUGCUGUGCCCUCGGAGUUCCUGCUGGUGGAGGAGAUCCCACGGAACCAGAUGGGGAAGACCAACAAGAGGGACCUCGUCAGGCAGUUCUGCCCAGGCGACCAGGGUGCCCCGAGGCCAGGCACCAGUGAGCCGGCAUCUCUUUAAACUAGAACCCUACCUCAGAGGGAACCGAGCUGGGGCCGACAGAGGUGAGGUCCCAGGGCGAGACCUGCUCAGCCCCGGGCUGGCUUUCAGAUGGACCUCUGCUCCGUCCCCCCACCGCCACACCCACACUGGCGCCAGGCGGGCCCCACAGUGCCCACCAGUAUCCCCCAGGCAGCAGGUCUCCCAGCAAAAUUCAGUAAAGUCUCUGCAGAGAACACAAGCAUUGCCGUGGGGUCCGCGUGCCAGGCAAACAGCCCCAUAUGUGUACGCAUCACACAGCCUCGCAUCCACACACAUACAUGCUGGCUCCCUGAGGGCAUGACCCUUGGCUGGACAGCCCCAUGCCAUCCUGCACUCCACUCCCCAAGUAGAGCCAGGAACAGGUGCCCCGGGAGUUGGCCAUUGGCGGCUUGGUUAGCAGCCCGUUGGUGCCUUUGGUCCCCCUGGAGGGGCUCCUGCAGAGGCGUCAGCCGCCCUGAGGCUGAGCCUAUUGAAGGCGGUGGGCACAUCCAGGGUGCCUGGGGGUGCCUGCUGGGAGCAGAGGGGAGGCCGCGUGCACGCCUGGUGCAUCCGGAUGGUGGAAGUCCACACCCACAAGUGCAGCCCCAGGGCAGCCUCGUUUGCACCUCAGUUUCCCUAUUCGUGUCAUGAGACUGGCCUUUCUGGCUCUGACCAAGGACUGAGGGCUUUGCUUCCUUGGGAGCCCAGUCCAUGGAGGUGGAGGCCCCAGCAUGGCCCCCACCCAAGACCUCCUGGCCCCCCCAGUUCCGCCACGGGCAGUGCCAGACAGCACUGAGGCUGAUGGUGGGACUGGGGCAGCCAAGGGUCAGCACAGGUCAGGCUGCCAUGCACCCACCGAUCACUUCCAUGUCCACUCUGGCAGGCACGCUGGCCUCAUGUCUAACACCCUAGUACCACGUCAACAGCGCAGGGUCCCCGAUGGUCAGGGACUCACCCAGGCCCACAGCCAGCCCACGGCCCCUGGUGGCCAUGUUCAGAUUCUCUGUGUCUCCCCUCUGUGCCCUGGGCCUCCCCUGGAACCUUCCUCCCAGGAUGGACACCCGGCCAGGAGUCCUUGGUGCUGGGCCCUCAGUGUCAGGACAGAUGCCCCUUGUGUCGGGUGGGGGCCUGGGAUGCCCCUGUGUGUCCCUGGGACCUGCGGGAGGAGCCGGGCAGCCAGAAGCCGGGAUCAGCUUUGACGGCAGGGCGGGCAGGAGGCCAGCACAGGGCAUGCCAAGGAGAAGGGUAUGGGCUGGGUCUCCGCAGACCUGGUGGACACCCUGGAGCUGCAGCAGCAGGGCCGUCCCCUGGGGGCCAGAGCCAGCGGGCGAGGGUCACCGCGGGGCCCUGACCGUGGACAGUAACCGGGGGGCCAGAGCCAGAGGGUCGAGGGGACACUCGGCUGGCCGUUGCCGGCCUGGUUGAUGGAGGGAGGGGCCAUGGGUGCCUGGGAAAGACGAGGAGACGGAUCCUCCCCUGGAGCCUGCAGAAGGACGUAGGCCUGUGAUGCUGUGAGCCUGGCUCAGGAGGCCUGGCCGGUCUUCCGACCUCCAGCGUGAGGGGACAGGGUGUGUCUGGCCUCCAGGGUGCAGUGGCUCUCCCAGCGGCCUCCUUCCGGCCUGUGUCACCAGUCUCCCCUUCACUGGUGUCCUAGGAGGAAGAAAGGGGCCGUUGGAGGUGCUCUCGGACCCUGUCCGGCAGUCUCUGUGCCGACUCCUCUCCUGGCCCACGUCCUGAGGACUCAGCCCCUCCACCCCCCGUCACCGUGACCGUGAGAGAUGCAGAAUGUUGGAAGCGGGUCUGGCACGGGAACAGAAGGGUUGGGGCAGAGGUCUCCAGCAGGGCACGUGGGGGCCGGCCGGCUCAUCCCUGUGGACACCAUCACUCCGCCAGGACGGGAGGCGCCAGUCCGUCCUUAGCCCUUACACUCCCCUUCUAACGCCUCCCAGCAAUUGCGCUUCCCUUCCCUCUUCUGGGUCCCGGGUUGGGGACAUUUCCAUGGGGAAAGCAGCUCAGCGGGCGGCCAGGGCCUGAGGGCAGAAGGAUUUGGUGGAAAUCACAUUCCUGAAGGUCCCUCCUUAUGCUUGGUGCAGGCCACAGGCUUGGCAAGGGGGUAGAGCUUAGCCCUCCUCCCUGAACAGGUGGGUCUUCCAGGUCCUUCCUGGUCCCCAUUCAGGGGUCCAGCCCCAGAACCCGGGGUGCAGGAACACGAGCUUGGGAUGGCAGGGCCAGGCCGCAUCACAGGGGUAGGGCCCUUCCUGCAAUGUGACCACGGCAAAGCACAGAGCAGAUACCAGGAGGGCAGCUCCCACCUGACCUGGUCUCCCCUGGGACCGUGCAGCCCCUCCGCGUGGUGCUGGGGCAGGUGGCCAGCCGACCUCGGCCCUUUGCAAAGGCUCCAUCGCUCUGCAACUGCUGGCGCAUGGAGGUUCCCACGGGUGUGUGAAGUGUGCACAUGGGCACACUGCACACAUGCUGGGGCUGAGCACAUGCACGUGGGGCUGGGCGUCCCCUUGCACGUGUAUGUAUGGGCAACUCUAUCUGUGAGCUUCCGUGCCCACUUCUGGGUGUGACCUACCCGUGUGUGGCCCGUGCGUCUGCACGCUCCUUCACGGGCUGGCCCGGCCCCUCCCAGGCAUGAGCCCGCCCAGGCAGUACCUCUGUCAUCAGCUUGCAGCGCACGUCAUCCGCUCACCGUCUGCUCGUAGACACAGCCAUUCAAUUACUCCGUGGCAGCUACAGGCCGUUAAGCCAUCAGUCAGCUUCAUUCCAGCCUGGUAGCCCACGAGCACGCAGUAAAACCAUUGAAACAACAGCAGCAACAAGCAGCUGCAUCCGUACCGCGUCUGUGACACUCCCGCUAGCACCUGCCUCAACGGGGAAGAGCCACUUCUUGGUUAGGAGAUGUCACACUGCACCAGCCGGAUGGACGUGCACGCUGUGGGUGUGUGGACAUACAGACAUAUGCACCUGAGCAGACGUGCGUGCACACACGGACACACACACAUGCACACACAUGUCUACACACAACACAGAUCUGGGCCCUGUAGCCACCUGCCAGGUGUCAGCUGCCCCCGGGCCCCCGGCGGCCAGUGAGGGGCCAGAGCAGGAUCAGAGAGCUCGGAGGCCUGCUGGGAGCCGCAGCAGGUGGUGAGAGGCUCCAGCCUGGGACCCCAUCCUCCCUAAGCAGCCUGCACGUGGACCCCAGCUUCUCCCACCCCAGGUCGGUGAAAUCUAUUCACACUGGAUCAAGAACAUUUUUUUAAAUUGUUUUAAACACUGAGAGCAGAAGAAAGAAGACUGGCCGGGGCCAUGUCCUCCCAGCCCAUCAGGUCUGGGCCUCCUGCAGGACUUGCCUCCUGUCCUGUCCAGGAAGUAACAACAGCAGCACCCCCCGCCCCACCGCGCCAGGAGCUGAGUGGGGUCCCUUGCAGGUGCUCCUGCCGUGUUUCAGAGCUGACACAGAUCUGCCGCCGACCUCAUGCUCUUCUGCAGCUUGCUGUGCUCGCGGACCUAAGCUCUGAGUCGCCCCGCAGAGGCCCGCCCACUCCCACGUAUCACCUUCGGAUUGCGUGGUCGUCGGCACAGGCCUCUUCCCAAAAAGACCGUACCAUGUAGACUGCCUCCAACAGACAAGACAGUGUAUCUCACCUCCAGGCAACACGGACGGACAGACUUUCAAUCUUUGCCGCGGUGCUGGAUGUGAAAUAGGAUCUCUUUAUUUUAAUUUGCAUUCCCCUAGUUGCUGCUUAGGUGGAAUAUUUUGAAUACAUUUACUGACCAUUUGAGGUUUUGUUCUGUGAAUUCCCUGUUCGUAUUCUUUGCCUAUUUCCUAUUUGGUUGGUACUUUUCUUGAUUACGUGUUGGUUAUGUGGCUUGCCUUUUAUUUUUGUUUAAUGGUAUCUAUUGAUGUGAAGAAUUUUAAAUUUUAAUGUGUUUAAAUGCAUUCAUCUUUUUUAUGGUU
Molecule: messenger RNA, 5840 nt
Organism: Zalophus californianus (California sea lion)
Lineage: Eukaryota; Metazoa; Chordata; Mammalia; Carnivora; Otariidae
Gene: ACSF3
Product: acyl-CoA synthetase family member 3
Exons: 10
Coding region: 104-1876 (590 amino acids)
Biological process (GO): fatty acid metabolic process
Molecular function (GO): medium-chain fatty acid-CoA ligase activity
Source: RefSeq, a predicted model, not a curated record